CUCCAUCCGCGCAAGCGCAAUGGAUGGGAAUCGCUCUUGACUCUCCACGCGCGCGCGCGCAGCCUAGCCCGGCGGUUGCUUCGACGACUGGAAGGCGUGUUUCUUUAAAAAAAAAAAAACAGCGCUCGAGUGCGCCGGCGUCGAUAGGGCGCAUGCGUCGAGCUCGCGACUGAGGCAAGCCCACCUUGCCCUUUCUCGGAUAACUUUUUUUUUCCCCCGAGACUGAUUUUCCCGCCUCGGCGCCGACGGGCUUGGUGGGCGCAUGCGCAGACUGAGCCGUGGCUGUUGCUUGGAGAUACGCAAAGAAGGAAGCGUGGAAGGAGGCGUGAGAACCUAGGCGCAUGCGCUGUGGGAGGAAGAAGGAAGGCGGGUAAAGGGAGCUGUGGGAAAGGCGGCUGAGCAUGUCCAUCGUAACCAUUCAGCUGGGUCAGUGCGGCAACCAGAUUGGGCGCGAGGUGUUUGAUACCAUCUGCAGAGACCUCCACAGCUCCCAGGGGCUCUGCUCCAAGAAGGAGAAUGACUCUUACCAGGCAGCUUGUAAAGAACGUUUCUUUGAGGAAAAAGAUGGAGGUAUGGUUGCGCGGUCUGUUCUGGUCGACAUGGAACCGAAAGUGAUCAACCAGACGUUAUCCUUCGCCUCCAGAACUGGGAAUUGGAGAUACGGCCCCCAGUCUGCCUUCUGUCAGAAGCAAGGAUCAGGAAACAAUUGGGCACACGGGUACUGCGUCCAUGGCCCAAAACAUGAAGAUGCGAUCAUGAAUCUCAUUCAGAAGGAAGUGGAGAAGUGUGACCGGCUAAGUGGCUUCUUGAUGAUGAUGAGCAUGGCUGGUGGGACGGGGUCGGGCCUGGGGGCGUUUGUGACGGCAGCCCUAAGAGACGCCUAUCCAAAUUCCUUCCUGCUCAACCACGUUAUCUGGCCAUACGGAACCGGGGAGGUGAUUGUCCAAAAUUACAAUUCCAUCUUGACGCUGUCCCACUUAUACCAAACCUCGGACGCCCUUCUGGUACACGAGAACGACGCCGUCCAUAACAUCUGCCUGCAGCUGAUGAAGAUCAAGCAGGUUUCCUUCCAGGAUGUCAACCGAGCGAUCGCACAUCAGCUGGGAAGCGUCUUCCAGCCAGCGUACUCUUCCAAAGAGCCAGCUCAUUACAGCAGGUCACCUCUAGGGGAUCUGAUGGAAGCUUUAGUUCCCCAUCCGGAAUUUAAGAUGCUGGGUCUCCGGAAUAUCCCUCAAAUGUCCGAGAACUCCCUGGCCUACACCACUUUUGCUUGGCCUGGGCUCCUGAAGCACCUCCGGCAGAUGCUCAUUGCCAACGCCAAAAUGGAGGAAGGUAUUGACUGGCAGGUGCGGCCUCCAACCAGCAGAGCUCCUGCAGCUGAGAAGCCCUCUUCAAACCGGACGGUUAAUUUCAACACUUCGAUUGCCAAUUUGGUCACUCUGCGAGGGAAGGACGUAGAGAGUGCAGAUCUAGGGGGUUUCCAGGAUCCAGCCUUGUACACUCCCUGGCUGGACCCUCCGCAGGCUUUGAGUAUCUGGAGCUCACCCAGAGCCUUCAACAAGUAUGAGAAGUCAGCCUCCCUGGUCAGCAACAGCCAAUUUCUGCUCCAUCCACUCAACAGCCUCGUAGGGAAGGCUUGGAAAAUGUUCGCUUCCAAGGCUUACAUUCACCAGUAUUCAAAAUUUGGGAUUGAAGAAGAUGACUUUCUGGGCUGUUUCACCACCUUGGAACAAGUGAUUGCCAGCUACGGCAGCCUCUGAUUUCCCAAAGCACAUAAGGACUCCGUGCCUUUUCCAAGAGGACCAAGACUUCCGAUGAGGUCGAUUUUCCAUGCACCCAUCCCAACGAAGGACACAACGCAUUACAAAUGCCACAGCUUCCAUACCUAUGGAGGUCUCUCUUAGAAGCUGCACAUUUUCGACAGAGGAAAACGUUUAAUGACAAGGGGACGAUGAGCUCAACUUUGAAUCAUAUCAGGCAGCCUCGACGAUUGGAGAGAGGCCUUUUUUCAGCCGCGAGCAUCCAUAUUUUCUACAUUCCUGGUUUUAUGUGUUUUGUACUAAACGUAGCCAUUAAUUUAUGACACCUGCCUGUGUGGAUACUCAUUUUUCUUCCUACAGCAGCAACAUAGAUUGGGAUAGACAGGGAACUCAUCAAAUUUGCAGAUGACACCAAACUAGCAUUGCCCAACAUGCCAGAAGAUGCAGAA
This is a messenger RNA of Thamnophis elegans (Western terrestrial garter snake), 2209 nucleotides long. It is a transcript of the gene TUBD1, whose product is annotated as tubulin delta 1. Lineage: Eukaryota; Metazoa; Chordata; Lepidosauria; Squamata; Natricidae. The transcript has 9 exons. Gene Ontology annotation, cellular component: cytoplasm; microtubule. The record is from RefSeq and is a predicted model, not a curated record. The coding region runs from base 402 to 1760 and encodes 452 amino acids. Gene Ontology annotation, molecular function: structural constituent of cytoskeleton; GTP binding. Gene Ontology annotation, biological process: microtubule cytoskeleton organization; mitotic cell cycle.